AUUACCACAAACUAGAUACAGAAGAGACCUGGAAAGGAAGAGAGAGAGAGAGGGGAUGAAGCUGGUUUGGUGCCCGGAGACGGCCUCCAAGGCCUACAUCGACGCCGUAAAAGCCCUCGCCGACCGUGAACUGGAGGAGACCAACGUGGCGGAGCUGGUCGCCGCCAUGGCCGGGGGGUGGAAUGCCCAGCUCAUCGUCGAGGCCUGGGCGCACGGCGACGGCGCCGCCACCAGCCUCGGCCUCGAGGCUGCCGCACAGCACACGAGGGGGCGGCACGUGUGCGUCGUCCCGGACGAGAGGUCGGCGGCGGAGUACGUGGAGGUGAUGCGGAGAGCGGGGCUGCCGGCGGCGGAGCGGGGGGUGGUGGUUGGGGAGGCGGAGGAGGUGAUGGGGGAGCUGGAGGGGGUGGACUUCAUGGUGGUGGACUGGCGGCUGAGGGAUGCAGCGAAGGUGCUGAGGGCGGCGAGGGCGGGGCCGAGGGGGAUGGUGGUGGUGAGGAAGGGCGCCGGGAGGAGGCGGAGCGGGGCAGCGGCGAUGGCGGCGGGGACGAGGCUGGUGAGGUCGGCGUUCCUGCCGAUAGGGAGGGGGCUGGAGGUGCUGCAUCUUGGGGUGGGGAAGGGGCCGAGCUUGGGCAGCGGCUGUGGCCGCUGGAUCAAACAUGUGGACCGUCACACCGGGGAGGAGCAUGUAUUCCGGCGUUGAUCCAUUAUACUUAAGUUUUCUUCUUUUUUUUUGUUUGAUGGCUGGUUUUGAUCAUCUCCUACUUGUAAGAUAAAUAAUAUUGCUUUAUAGCUUUUUUUUUUCCUCUUUUGUAAUAUAUAUACUCAGCUAAUAUGGUUGUAAAUUUUGGUGUAGUUUUAGAUCAUGGAAACCCAACGGGAAGGAUGGCUGUUGGGUUAUAUUAA
Messenger RNA from Elaeis guineensis (African oil palm), 906 nucleotides. The record is from RefSeq and is a predicted model, not a curated record. NCBI's taxonomy places the organism in Eukaryota, Viridiplantae, Streptophyta, Magnoliopsida, Arecales, Arecaceae.